AUGGAAAACUACAAAGUUCUCAAUUCACAAAAAAUUAGCAAAAAGGUCAUGUAUAAAAAAGUCAGUAGACACACAAAAUUGCUUGUAAAACUGCAGCAGCAACAACAAUGGCCGCAGCAACUGCAGAUGCCGCAACAACAACAUCUGCAGCAGCAACAACAAUGGCCGCAACAACAACAGAUGCUGCAGCAGCCCGAACAAACAAUGCAGCAGUUAGAACUACAGAUACUGCAGCAACAACAACAUCUGCAGCAGCAACAACAAUGGCCGCAGCAAUUGCAGAUGCCGCAACAACAACAGAUGCUGCAGCAGCCCGAACAAACAAUGCAGCAGUUAGAACAACAGAUACUGCAGCAGCUAGAGCAGGAAAUGCGUCAACAAAUGCUGCGGCAGUUACGACAACGGGUGAUACGGAUACAACAAAAGCUGCAGCAUCUAGAAGACGAACUGCGACAACGAAAUCUGCAGCAGAGACAACAACAGAUGCUGCAGCAACAAGAGCUGCAGCAGCUAGAACAACAACUGCAACACCUAAUGCUGUAGCAGUUACAAAAGAUUCAGCAGCAACAACAAAAACUACACCAGUUACAACAACAGAAGCAAUUACAACGGGAAUUACCUGACCGUUAUGGUUAUGACCAGCUUGUGUAAUUUCACAACAACAACCCAUGGGGUCUGUCGCAGUGAAACCCAUGAACGCUGGGGUUGUUCCCGGUGUUCUUGUUCGUGGUGCGGCGUCACCCAUAAUGGUGUCAAGCAACCCUUUGCAGCAGCAGCAGGUCUACAACAGCUCCUCUAUCAUCUUAACGUACCUAUGCAGCCAAUCUCUCAUCACUACAAUGUAAUAUGAACUUCUCCCCAAAUCUGGCGUCUUCAAUUCGCUCGUCUCCCGUCAAUAUUCUGCUGUGCUCGUUAAUUGCUUCAUCUUGCUCGUCCAUCUUUCCUGGAGGCGUAAGCACCACGGCUCCCUCUUUGAACAAAUCUCUCUAACUGCAGCUCGCGCCUCCACCUUACACUUCAAUCACCAUGAAUGUCCAAAACAUCCCCAUUUCUGCUCCUCUAAAAGUUGCUGCGUGCAGCGGAGGUGACAUCUCGAACACUUCGCUGUCAUACAUCUCUGAAGCUCCUAAUAUAGCCGCUUCAUCCAGCUCUGCUGUUAGCGACAGCAGCAACUUGUGCCUCCAGUCUUCCUCGCUAGGUACCUCCACAAUGACAAGCUCUUCUUCUGUCCUUGCUGCCACUAGUGGAUCAGCUACUUUUCCUGAUGACAAAACUGAAGUCAUGAACUUCAUCAAGCAAGAACCUAUGGAUAUGGACGUCAAGAGGGAGCCCUCGUCACCUGAGGGCGCUUAUGUCAAAUUAAAGAUGGAGAUCAAGACCGAAGUUAACGAUGAGCCGACUUCACUUGAGAGCGACUUCUAUUCAAAGAAUGUUGAUGGUUUCUGAUACUCCAUACAUCUAAUGCAAGUGUACGCUGGUUCUUGAAAUAAGCGAUAGUAACUUAACAUCACAACAUGUUUUUGGUGUAACCCGUGAUCCUAGCAGCUCAAAAGAAUCCGUUCCUAGCUGCUCAAAAGAAUAUUUUGGGUUACACAUUACUGAGCUCGGUUUCCAGACAUUUUUAAUUUAUUUUUUUUUAUCAUUAGACUAAAAUAAAUUUUAGGUACAGGUACACAUCCAUCAUGCAUAUUGUCCAGCGCUCUGUUGCACCCGUGCAACUGUUUGUGCUGUCCUGUUCCAUUCUGUGGCAUUUGAUCUUGGACUAAUUUGAUGUCAGAUGGUUUGACUGUGAGCUGACAUGAUGCCGGGCGCUUUGUUCGUGGGCUGGGCGUUCCGAUUUGGUGGAGGAUGCUGGCAACUUUUCGUUGUGGUACAUUGAUGCUGUCAGCAAUUGUUUUAGACAUAUAUUCUACUUUUAUUGCAUUUUACUCAUGCAUGUAAAUUUGAAUAACUUGGAUUUUUCCUAAUUCAGAAAUUAAUAUUGAAUAGUAGAUGAGCAACUAUAGGCUUGUAGUUUGUGAUAAUAAUUGUGUGUACAUAGUAAUAACUUAUAGUUUUACGUUACCUGCACAUUCAGUGAAGCUGUGAUUUCCCAAUUAAGGAUGUACAUUUGCCAGAGUUAGGCAGAUCUCUUCUGACGAGUUAAAUUUAAUGCUCUUACGCACGGUUUAUUACUAAUGCCAAACAACCGCAAGCCAGAAAUCGGUGGUAAAUCCCACUCCAAUAUCUAUUAAGUUACCUGUCGAUAGAUAUUCGAGUUUAUGUUUGUGAGUUUGGAGUUUUCUAGUUGAUGGCCUUAGUUCUUUGUUGUUCCCGAGGCCGCGUGUCAGGUAUGACACACGGCUUAAGACACGACCUGACACACGGCCUCGCACAAGCCCUAACACACGGCUUGACACUCAGGAGGACUUUUGACGUGUGUCUGUGCUUGUCAAAAGUCCUAUGUGAUUUUGCAUUCCUAGGGGUAGGGGCAUUGUUCAUGAGCGCCUAAACACGGAACUCACAGUAGCAGCUCGGUUGUGGGGAUGAGUUAUUAUGUAGGUAGGAUUCCCUACAUUUCCCUUCUCUUUCUUUCUCGUGCGAGCAGCCGACGUCCAGUGUAAGCGACCUCUUAUUCGAGUGUCUUCAUUUCUGCUGCUCUUCACCUGUCCUUCCUUGUCACUUCGUCUCUUUGAGAUGCUAACGCUGCUUCUCUCGAGCCAGCUUCAGCGGGCUGGACAUCUGAGACAUCCGUCCUUUGUGGGUGAUGUUUAAUUUGAGACAAAAUAAUUGAGACCUGUCGGCCUGCUGGCAAUGUUCUCUUUUUUACCUCCGUUGUUAAAUAGUUUGUUAGGUAGAGCGCUAGCAAACCAUUCUACUACUACUACUUGCUGUAUGUUUUUGUAUCUCAAGUGCUUGAGUAUCAAACGAGGGAUAUCCUCUUUAAUGUAGCAUAGUAGUUUGGAUUAAGCAUAAUUGGACUGAUGCCGAUUCUUAAUCGCCCGGCCACCUUGCCAAUUUUGACCAAAACUGUCGCAGGAAGCUGGGAUGUAACCCGGAACUCAUUACUCCUAUCCUGGUACUCUGAACUGUAACCACUGGGCCGCCCUGCCUAGCAACGUAUCGAGAUGUUACGUUAGAUUGGCCCACCGGAGACAAGACCGUGUAACAACAUUACGUGAGAACUCAAGACAAAGUUUUUGCUAUACUCAACUACUCAGCGUCGUUAAUAAAAAUCUGUGCACGAAGAUUGAAGAAAUUUGUUACUGAAGUUUUGACGCUGGAAUUUGGAGCGUGAUUUAUCUUUAUUUGUGCAACAGUCUGGCUUGUAAAAGACUUAGUAGAUAUUUAGCAAUGUUUUAUACCAUUUAUCACGUGAUGUUUCAAUAAUAUCACAUGAUUAAAUUUUGAGAAAUUUUGACGCAAGACAAGCUUUUAGAGUUGAAGUGUGAUUCGCGUUCAGUGUGCUUAUAUAUAACCAGAGAAAUCAUGGCUAUCUCGUAGACGUUCAAGGAAAAUGUAAAUCGCUGAAGUGUGGGAAAUUUCCCACCGUUCAUUACAUUUCUAUUCCUUGAACUGAAUUUAGUUAUAAUUUAUGUUUUGGUAUUAAUAUGAUUAAUCUAGGAUAAGUUUAAUGUAAUUUAGGUUAGACAAGGUUUUCCGCAUAGAAAAUGUUCGCACUAAUACACCGCCGUAGCCACACCAAAUUUCGUGAUCUCCAGCAAGCCUGUUGUCCGCCACCGCUACUUCACCAGCAUUCAACCGUGAGUUCACGCCGAAUCGCUUUACCUUUACUCUUACUUCAACGCACCAAUCUUCAACUAUUCUUACUUUAAUUCCGUCUGAAGCAUUCGCCUUCAACUGAUUUCAUCUUUUUUCAUCAAUCAAUCCUUCCAAAAAGUGCGUUAGCACACUGAGUGGCAUUUGAUCUCAGGUGAUUACAUUUAGUUUACCCUAACCUCAUUUAAAUUUACUGCUUUAAGAUAAGAUCCAAUCUUGUACUUUCAUUGGUCAUUGGAGAUUUGAAUGCAUAAACUUUGGGAAGUAUAAGAAAUUAUGAAAAAAAUUAUUUUCAUUAGCAUUUCUAUUAGUAUUAAUUUUAGUUUUUGUCAGACAGAACAGUUAUGAAUCUAUGAAGAGUGUUGAGGAAUCGGGAAGGCAAUAACUUGGGUAAUCCAAGCUUUAUUCAACAAAUGCCUAGUUACCUGGAAGAAUGAUGAAAAACUUCCGAAGAAACUUAUAUCAACACAACACAGAACAAUAUAACAUUAAAUAACAAAAUAACAUUUAGUAGAGACUAAGGUUUAGAAAGUAUACUUACAUUAUACUGCAUAGAGACUGCUAACAAACGCCGGAGUCUAAUCACAUUACGUCGUGAUGUGACAUAGUAAAACUUGUUCUUCAUUU
This is a messenger RNA of Hyalella azteca, 4386 nucleotides long. RefSeq names its product bromodomain-containing protein DDB_G0280777-like. The record is from RefSeq and is a predicted model, not a curated record. The coding region runs from base 1 to 543 and encodes 180 amino acids. The transcript is spliced from 4 exons. NCBI's taxonomy places the organism in Eukaryota, Metazoa, Arthropoda, Malacostraca, Amphipoda, Hyalellidae.